Molecule: messenger RNA, 1287 nt
Organism: Acanthosepion pharaonis
Lineage: Eukaryota; Metazoa; Mollusca; Cephalopoda; Sepiida; Sepiidae
Source: the annotation of a GenBank genome assembly
AUGACUUUCAUUCUUUUCUUCUUUUUCUUUCUUUGUUCACAUAAUUUAAUUCUUUCUUUUCUUAUUCUUCUUUUUUAUCCUCACUUCUACAAGUUUAUUCUUUCAACUCAUUCUUUUUUACGACCUUUCAUCAUAUUUUCAUUCGUCACUUCCUUUUUUCUUUCUUUUCUUUCUUUUAUUUCUUUCUUCAAUCCAUCAUUCCUUCCUUCCUCCUUUCUUUCUUUCUUUCUUUCUUCUUCUGUUUUUCAUUCUUUCUUUCUUCAUUCUUUCUCCCCUUCUUUUUUUAAUGCUUACAUUCUUCAUUCUUGCGUGCCUUCCUUAUUUCUUUCUUUCUUUCUUUUUCAUUUUUUCUUCCUUUCUUUCUUUCUUGUUUUCUUCCUCUCUUUCUUGCUUCUUUCUUUCUUCCUUCUUUUCUUCCUUACUUCUUUCUUUCUUUCCUGCUUUCUUUCUUCAUUAUUUCCUUUCUUCCUUGUUUGUUUUUUCUAUCUAGCUUUUUUCUUUAUUCCUUUUUUUUUUUACGUCUUUCUUGUUUGCUUGCUAGCUUUCUUUCUUAAUAGCUUUCUUUCUUCAUUCUUUCCUUCUUUCUUUCUUCAUUCUUUCUCCCUUUCUUUCUUGCUAGCUUUCUUUCUUCAUUCCUUCUUUACUUACUUCUCUCUUUCUUUCUUUUUUCUUUCUUUCGUUCUUCUUUCUCUUUCUUUCUUCAUUCUUUCUUUACUUCUUUCUUUCUUUCUUUCUUUCUUUCCUUCUUUCUUAAUUCAUUCUUUCUUCAUUAUUUCUCUCUUUUUUUCUUGCUGCCUUUCUUGCUUUCAUUCUUUCUUUCUUCAUUUUCCUUUCUUUCUUGCUAGCUUUCUUUCUUCAUUCUUUCUUUCCUUCUUUCUUUCUUUCUUUCUUUCUUCAUUCUUUCUGCCUUUCUUGCUUGCCAGCUUUCUUUCUUCAUUCCUUCUUUACUUCUUUCUUUCUUUCUUCCUUCUGUCUUUUAUUCUUACUUUAUUCAUUCUUUCUCCCCUUCUUUCUUGCUGGCUUUCUUUCUUUAUUCCUUCUUUACUUCUUUCUUUCUUUCUUCCGUCUGUCAUUCUUUCUCCCUUUCUUUCUUGCUUGCUUUCUUACUUCAUUCAUUCCUUCCUUACUUUUUUCGUUCUUUCUUGCUUUCAUUCUUUCUUUUUUCAUUUUUUCUUUCUUUCUUUCUUGCUUAAGUUCUUUCUUGCAUGUUUUCUUUUUUUUCUUUCCUCAUUUCAUCUUAUUUGUUUUUUUUUUCUUUUCGUUCUUUCUUUCUGUCCGCCACUCUAA